AGAGCGCUGAAAAAUGUCAGGUUUUCUUGAGAGCUUGAGGUGCUCGGAGUGUGUUGACUGGGGAGAGAAACGAAACACGAUCGCUUCUGUUGCUGCGGGAGUGCUGUUUUUUACAGGUUGGUGGAUAAUCAUAGAUGCAGCUGUAAAAUACCCUAAAGUGGAAGACUUCAACCAUUCAUACCAUGCUUGUGGGGUUAUAGCCACUAUUGCAUUCCUAAUGAUCAAUGCGGUGUCUAACGGACAAGUGCGGGGUGACAGUUACAGUGAAGGCUGCCUAGGACAAACAGGUGCUCGGAUCUGGCUGUUCAUUGGGUUUAUGAUGGCUUUUGGAUCUCUGAUUGCUUCCAUGUGGAUCCUUUUUGGAGGCUAUGUUGUUAAAGAAAAACCAGUAGUAUACCCAGGAAUAGCUGUGUUUUUCCAGAAUGCAUUCAUCUUUUUUGGAGGACUCGUCUUCAAAUUUGGUCGCACGGAAGAUUUGUGGCAAUGAACACACCUGUGGAAGCGCAUUGGCCAUGCUGGUUUUUUAACUGCACACUCCCAAAAUUUUGUAAAACCAUUUUGUAAACCAUGACCUUCAAUUGUGUCUAAAGGUAAAACAAGAAAAACAAAAAUCAUAGC
Phaethon lepturus (White-tailed tropicbird) is the source of this 618-nucleotide messenger RNA. RefSeq names its product transmembrane protein 50A (gene TMEM50A). The coding region runs from base 14 to 487 and encodes 157 amino acids. Lineage: Eukaryota; Metazoa; Chordata; Aves; Phaethontiformes; Phaethontidae. The transcript is spliced from 6 exons. The record is from RefSeq and is a predicted model, not a curated record. Gene Ontology annotation, biological process: late endosome to vacuole transport via multivesicular body sorting pathway; protein targeting to vacuole.